Molecule: messenger RNA, 462 nt
Organism: Adineta ricciae
Lineage: Eukaryota; Metazoa; Rotifera; Eurotatoria; Adinetida; Adinetidae
Source: the annotation of a GenBank genome assembly
AUGCGUCAAUCAAUGUACUGUCGACAACAGCAACGUAAUGUUGGAGAACAUAUACAUACAUAUAUUCAUACGAAAGAGAAUAAGUUAAGUUGUUUACUACAACACUCCGUUUCAUCACCGAAACCACAUUUCUGGGGUCCAGUUGCUAACUGGGGUUUACCAUUGGCUGCUAUUGCUGAUUUGAAAAAAGAUCCAGAAAUUAUCAGUCCAAAAAUGACUGUUGCCUUAUGUUUUUAUUCAAUGUUAUUCAUGCGUUUUGCACUCCAAGUUAAGCCUAAAAAUCGACUUUUAUUUGCUUGUCAUUUUGCAAAUGAAUGUGCACAACUUGUGCAAUUAGCACGUUUUAUUAAUCACAAGUAUGGAACGCCCCAACCCAUGAAACAGUAUCAGGUGCCAGCUUCUGCAACAAAACCUACAGGAACAGGAACAUCAGCACCCAUUCAACCCGUCCGUUCAGCCUAG